AUGGCUGUUGCUUGUUAUGGAGCUGCAGGGGCAACUAUGGGUGUUACUUUUGGAGCUAGUGCACCAGCCGCUGUCAUAGCUUGCAAUACUGCUCUUGGUACUUUUGAUCACCUCAUAUACUUGAAAGCACUUGAGCCCAUUUCCACUCAACCUUCAUCCUCGGGUAAAACCUCACCCCUUGCAUCUGAUGGCCACCAGUUAACUCCCGAUGAUUUUGCCAGACCUGAUUUAAUCACAUCGGCACCAGCUCAAUAUGCUGUCUAUGGGUCUUUUCCGGUUGAUGUUAUUGUUUACCUUCACAUGCAACCCUCUGUCCUACGAUUUAGUUGUCUUCCGGUUUCUCGAGUUGAAUGUUUACUUCAACUUCCCUCAGUUGAUCUUGUCUUUUCAUCCAAACGACUUCAAGAUGAACUUGACAUUAAUUUACCACAACAACCUUUAGGUAAAAAUUUUCCCUACUCAACAUCUUGUGGUCCUUCUCGAACAGGUAACGUUAAACAUGGCCAUAAAAGGUCAGCAUCGGAUUAUCGUCACCCUCAACAUCAAACGGAAACAUCGAUAGGUGGCCUAAGUAUGACCGGUUGUCUUGCUGAUUUUUCACUUUACAUUUUCCACCCAUACGGUGGACAAAAGAAAGCACCAGGCUCAUCAAUUUCUGAGGCCACAUCUUUCCCUAACCCGAAAUCAAACUCUGAUCGUAAAGAUGCUCUUAGUUUACAAGUUGAAUUUGUUAAGAUCAACAUUUCUCGAAGUCGCCGACUCGUUUUAAGCUUGGAAACUUCCCCACCAUCAAUUAUCCGAUCAUCUCAUUCAUCACAAGACAAACUUAAUCAAACAGUUAUGAUACGAUUCUCAGCACUUUGCGACAUUGGUUCAGCUUCGUUUAAAUAUGAUAUGCGCCGAUUGACGGAAACUUUGGCUUUCCCUAAAGCCUGGUAUCGAAAGGCCAUUUGGAAGCGUAUGUUUUUGGGUGACCAAGGAAUCUCUGGUCAUUCAAUUUUCUCCGAUCAAGAUUACAAUUUAUCUUCAUCUUCAUCUUCCUCACCAUCAACAUCAAGUUCAUCAACGAGUAUUAAUGAAUCAGGUUUACCAACUUCGUCCAUCAAAACCUCAGGUCAUUUUAAUAAAUCUCCAAAUAGUCGAGGUAGAGAUUCAUUAUGGUUAAAUAUUCAAGAUACUGAUGUUCAUCGUUCUCAACAUGCAAGUUCAUCCCAUCGCAUUAAACACUCUCACUUGCACUCAUCAGUCUCAUCGGAAGGUACAAAUCAACAACGACGGAUAAUGACAUUCAAGAAGGACAAAGGUACCAGAGGAUCGGGCAUAGUUAAACCCUCAACACCAACAUCAACAUCCAGUGGUUCGGGUUUAGUUGAUUCUGGUUCACCGAGUAAUGAGAUUUAUCGUCAUCAUCGUCAUUGGCAGAAAGUUUUGCGUCUUGUAUCGGGUGCAUCUCUAUCCACCCUUUGUAAUCCUCUGCCCACCAAGGGAACUAUUCUUGGUGGUACCUUUGAACUUAUUGGGAACAAUAUUUCAUUGGCCUGUUUUUAUGGAAUCAAUUUCCGUUCCAAGUCAUGGGGACUUUUCUCCAUGUUGAAACCAUCAAUUUCCUUUGCAUCGGAAGCUCAAGAUGUGGUCAACAAUGAGACAGGUUCAUCGGACACUCAUAUAAUUCAAAAUUUUACCUUCUCUCUUGGUCGAUGAGAGCCUAAGGCUCUGAACCUUACCAUCCAAUUCCAUCUUCACCUUGAUUUGAUUUCCCCACCAAAAAAAAUCUUCCCUUUUAAGAAUACAAUUUUUUGCUCUUUCAAACGCUCGCGCCAUAGAAUCGAGGUUGAAUUAAUUUGAGAAAUUGAGCUUACAAAAAUACAGGGUGAUAAGAAAGUUCGUGUGAGGGAAAAUGGGGGUUAGAGAUGCGCAGAUAAACAUUUGCAUUUGUAAAUUUGGUUUGACCCCCAACCCCUUUCACACGAACUUUCUUAUCACCGUGUAUUUUGUAAGCCUUAACUGGGGAGAUACUGAAAUCUUAUAUGCUGUAAGUGCAAACACCUCUGGAUAAUUAAAUAUUUAAUUUGGAUCAUUUUUUUUCUUCGCCUUCAUCUUGUACCUUUGAUUGCCUGGAUAUAUCCACUUUCUGCCGUCCAUU
Panonychus citri (citrus red mite) is the source of this 2143-nucleotide messenger RNA. RefSeq names its product bridge-like lipid transfer protein family member 1. Bases 1 to 1701 code for a protein of 566 amino acids. The transcript has 3 exons. Gene Ontology annotation, biological process: synaptic vesicle endocytosis. Lineage: Eukaryota; Metazoa; Arthropoda; Arachnida; Trombidiformes; Tetranychidae. The record is from RefSeq and is a predicted model, not a curated record.